UUAGCUUUCCUUCUGCGUGGAGUCAUUCUGUGGAUUUUGGUCCAUUUAUGGGCUGAAUAUCUGAAUGUUUGCAGUCAGAAUGUCUUCAAUCAAACCUCAACGAGAGUUGAGCAACGAGCAGGAAACUCCUGCUGCAGAAACAGAGUUUAAUGGGACCGUAAAGAAGGAGGAAGAGAUAAAUGACUGGGACAGACUGCAGGAUUUGCGGACCGCAUUACACCCAACUGAUCAACUACAGAAUUAUAUUUGGAAAGAAGUGGCUCCCUCUGACCGGGAGCUCUGUAAACAGGAAACAGAUUCCAAUUUGGAUCAGAAGGAACGAGAACCUCUGCAGAUGAAAGACGAGCAUCAAGAACCAGGAUAUCCCUGGACUAAAGAGGAACCAUUGGAGCUCUGCAUAAGUAAGCAAGAAGAGCAAUUUGAAUUAAAGCAGGAGAAUGAAGAUACAUCAAUAGUGAGUGCAACACAUGAAGACAAGUACCACAUUAAACCAGAACCAAUUGUGGAUCAAGCUGUCUCUCAGGAUUAUAGUCAAACUGAGCUCCAGGAUUGCAAAGGAAAUCCUAAUAAAAACUCAGGAUCACAGCAAGAUGAAGGGCUGAAACAAAAUAAGAGCCAUCAGAAAACCAUGAAGCGCAACAACUGUGUUAAUUUGAAAUGCAAAAGGGACAAGAAAUCUCACACAGAAACUGCUGUGUAUUCUUGUAAAAUAUGUGGUGAGGGUUUUAGUGAAAGUAGUAACUUGUCUCAACACUUGAAAAGUCACAAAGGUGAGAAGCGUUUUCAGUGUACGUGUGGAAAAAGUUUUACAAAAAAAGGAAAUUUAACGGCGCACAUGAGAAUUCACACAGGUGAGAAGCCUUUUUCCUGUAACACCUGUGAAAAAACGUUCAGAAUAAAACAUUCAUUAAAUAAACACAUGAGGAUUCACUCGGGUGUGAGGCCAUUUAAAUGUCUGUCCUGUGGAAAAAGCUUUAUCACAAAACCUGCUUUUGAUAAACAUGUCAGAAUUCACACAGGUGAAAAGCCUUUCUCUUGUACCAUUUGUGGUAAAGGUUUUAUUGACAAAGGUCAUUUGACUAAUCAUUUGAAGACUCACACAGAUGAAAAACCCUUCCCCUGUAACUCCUGUGAAAAAACCUUCAGAUCUAAAUAUUCAUUAAUUGAACACAUGACAGUUCACACAGGUGUAAAACCCUUUUCGUGUGAGACCUGUGGACAAGGAUUUAUUAAAAAACGACAGUUAAUGGUUCACAUGGGACGUCAUACAGGUGUGAACCCUUAUUUGUGUGUCAUCUGUGGUAAAGCGUUCAGCCACAGCGGUAGUUUAAAAACUCACUUCCUAACGCACACAAAUGAGGAGCCAUUACAUUGUGUGACGUGUGGGAAACGUUUCAUAAGCAAAACAGGUUUAACACGUCACAUGAGAAUUCACACUGGUGAGAACCUUUUCAAAUGUCAGUUCUGUGGAAAAGGCUUCACUCAGAAAUCUUUUCUGGAUGACCAUGUCAGAAUUCACACAGGUGAGAAGCCUUUCACAUGUGUUAUUUGUCUCAAAAGUUUUGCUCGAAAAGUUAAUUUGACUGAUCACAUGAGACGUCACACAGAUGAAAAGGUGUUUUCCUGUAAUACUUGUGAAAAAAGUUACAGAUCAAAACCGUCAUUGAACAAACACAUGAAAAUUCACACAGGUGAGAAGCCUUUUGUGUGCAACACUUGUGGAAAAAGCUUUUUUACAAAGGCUGAAUGCAAUAAACACAUGAAAAUUCACACAGGGGAAAAGCCUUUUGUGUGCAACACUUGUGGAAAAAGCUUCGCCGCAAGCUCUGAUUGCAACAAGCACAUUAGAAUUCACACAGGAAAACAGUGA
Molecule: messenger RNA, 1870 nt
Organism: Poeciliopsis prolifica (blackstripe livebearer)
Lineage: Eukaryota; Metazoa; Chordata; Actinopteri; Cyprinodontiformes; Poeciliidae
Product: gastrula zinc finger protein XlCGF26.1-like
Exons: 3
Coding region: 65-1870 (601 amino acids)
Biological process (GO): regulation of transcription by RNA polymerase II
Molecular function (GO): RNA polymerase II cis-regulatory region sequence-specific DNA binding; DNA-binding transcription factor activity, RNA polymerase II-specific
Source: RefSeq, a predicted model, not a curated record